AUGGAGCGCCCCACCCGCGUCACCCGCCCACCCGGCCGCCUCAGCCCGGCCCCGCCCACAGCCCGGCACCGCCCUCAGCCCGGCACUGCCCUCAGCCCGGCUCCGCCCUCAGCCCGGUUCCGCCCUCAGCCCGCCCUCAGCCCGGCACUGCCCUCAGCCCGGCUCCGCCCUCAGCCCGGUUCCGCCCUCAGCCCGGCCCCGCCCACAGCCCGGCCCCGCCCUCAGCCCGGCACCGCCCUCAGCCCGGCACCACCCUCAGCCCGGCACCGCCCUCAGCCCGGCACUGCCCUCAGCCCGGCUCCGCCCUCAGCCCGGUUCCGCCCUCAGCCCGGCCCCGCCCUCAGCCCGGCACCGCCCUCAGCCCGGCACCACCCUCAGCCCGGCACCGCCCUCAGCCCGGCACUGCCCUCAGCCCGGCACCGCCCUCAGCCCGGCCCCGCCCACAGCCCGGCACCGCCCUCAGCCCGGCUCCGCCCUCAGCCCGGUUCCGCCCUCAGCCCGGUUCCGCCCUCAGCCCGGCUCCGCCCUCAGCCCGCCUUCAGCCCGCCCUCACCCGGCUCCGCCCUCACCCGGCCCCGCCCUCAGCCCGACCCCGCCCCGCGCAGCGCACGUGCCAGCUUGACCUCCUGCGAUUGGGCGACCGAGCUGUCCGUCAAGCGGCGGCCGCUGCUGAGCGCCAGUGAGGGGCGGCCCUGGGGCGUGGGCGGGGCGCUGGCGGCAGCGCGGACGGGGCGGGCCCGGAGCGGGCCCGGCGCGGGCCCGGCGCGGUGA
Oenanthe melanoleuca is the source of this 771-nucleotide messenger RNA. RefSeq lists its product as uncharacterized. The record is from RefSeq and is a predicted model, not a curated record. Bases 1 to 771 code for a protein of 256 amino acids. Lineage: Eukaryota; Metazoa; Chordata; Aves; Passeriformes; Muscicapidae. The transcript has 2 exons.